Molecule: messenger RNA, 2258 nt
Organism: Epinephelus fuscoguttatus (brown-marbled grouper)
Lineage: Eukaryota; Metazoa; Chordata; Actinopteri; Perciformes; Serranidae
Gene: wdr46
Product: WD repeat domain 46
Exons: 14
Coding region: 29-1810 (593 amino acids)
Biological process (GO): maturation of SSU-rRNA from tricistronic rRNA transcript (SSU-rRNA, 5.8S rRNA, LSU-rRNA)
Cellular component (GO): 90S preribosome; small-subunit processome; nucleolus
Molecular function (GO): protein binding
Source: RefSeq, a predicted model, not a curated record
CCGGAACUGAAAAACAUAUACAACAAAGAUGGCGUCUCCCGGCGAGGCAGCAGUGAAAGAUACACACGUGGGGAAAAAGAAGAAGCCUCCAGCUCGUUACUGGGAGGAGGGGAAAAAUGACAACAAAGUGGGAGAAGACGGGAAACAGAGCGAGGUGGCUCCGCAACAGAAGGAGCGACAGAAACAGACAGCAAAGAAAAGAAAGCAAGAAGAAGGUCACAGAGAUGGAAAGAAAUUCAUAUCAGGGAAAUCUGACCCUUUCCCUGGGCCUGCUCCUAUUCCAGAAGACAGGAUACAAAAGUUCAAGAGAAAAGACAAAACUAAAAAGCCUCGCCACCAGCAUUACAAGUUGAAAGACAUGAUCACUCACUCAGAUGAAGUUUCAGAAAUGGCUCAGAAACAAGCUGCCCGCUUUGAUCUGCUACUCCCAGAGGAUGCAGGGUUUCUAGAAGGAGAUGAAGAUGAGGACACAUGUACGAUCUCUCAGGAGGAUAUUGCAGAUGCUGUGGAUAUAACAUCUGCGGCAAAGUAUUUUAAUCUGAAACUGUCUCAGUUCGGACCAUAUCGAGUGGACUACAGCAAAACUGGACGUCACUUGCUGCUCGGUGGGAAGAGAGGCCAUAUCGCUUGCAUAGACUGGCAGACCAAACAGCUAAUGUGUGAGAUAAACGUGAUGGAGACUAUCAAUGAUGUGAAGUGGCUCCACACUGAGGCCAUGUACGCAGUGGCUCAGAAGAAGUGGCUGUAUAUCUAUGACUCGAACGGAAUAGAGCUCCACUGCAUCCGCAAAUUCAACGACGUCCUUCGUAUGCAGUUCCUUCCCUACCACUUUCUGCUAGCGACAGCGAGUGCUACAAGUUUCCUGCAGUACCUGGAUGUGUCUGUAGGAAAGGAGGUGACAGCCAUCUGCACCAAGACUGGACGGCUUGACGUGAUGUGCCAGAACCCUCAUAAUGCCAUCAUCCACCUGGGCCACUCCAAUGGUACUGUCACCCUCUGGUCACCCAAUCAGAAAGAAGCCCUUGUCAAGAUGCUCUGUCACCAAGGCGGCGUGCGCUCUGUUGCUGUAGACAAAACGGGCAUAUACAUGGUGACAUCUGGUAUGGAUAAAAAGCUAAAGGUAUACGACAUCAGAGCCUUCAAACCCUUCCAGUCCUACUUCCUCCCUGCAGGAGCUUCCUGUUUGUCACUGAGCCAGAGGGGGCUGCUGUCUGCAGCCACAGGGGAUAUCGUUCAGGUGUACCGAGAUGUGUGGAGCACUCCAGUGACUAAACCCUACAUGGCUCACAGAGUUCGAGGAACAAUUUGGGGGAUGCACUUCUGUCCCUUUGAGGAUGUCCUCGGGGUGGGACAUGGAGAGGGUUUCACCAGCAUGCUCACACCAGGUGCGGGAGAGCCAAACUUUGAUGGUCUGGAUGCAAAUCCAUACCGCAGUGCAAAGCAGAGGCAGGAGUGGGAGGUUAAAGCCCUGCUGGAGAAGGUCCAGCCUGAACUCAUCAGCCUCGACCCAGCCGAGCUGGGACAGGUUGACCGCGCCACCUUUGAGCAAAGGCACAAAGACAGGGUCCAAGCUCUGGGCUUUGACCCGCUUGCCAAGGAAAAAUUUAUUCCCAAGUACAAGAAGAAAGGUCGUAGUUCGGCUGGCAAUGUUGAAAGGCGAAAGAAACAAGUGUCUCACGAGGACCAGAGGGAUAUAAUCAGGAACACUGCAGAGGACAAAAUGAAGAUUGAAAAAGAGAGAAAAGAGAGGCAGAAGAAAAAGGCGGCGUUAUCUAGCAAGAGAUCUGCUCUGGACAGAUUCAAAAAAUAGAAAAGGAGGACCCUUUGUGCAGCCCAAAAGCCAGUGACAUUCUGUGGGAGAGACCUUUGAACUUCAUAUAAAGGACACAUUACUCCAAUGUGGGAACAAAACAGGAACUGCAGAAAUUCUGGAUGCAGUCGGCUAAUAAAGACGCACUGUCAGGCCUGGCAGAUUAUCUGUAAUCAAUGUUGAGUGCAGUGAAAGGGCAACUCUAUUUAGUGCCUGUAGCCUGAAGCCCUUCCUGUCUACAUGGGUGCAUAAUGUGAGGUGCAAUGACGAGCAUGGGUGUCAUCCAGAAUUUGUGUGAAGUUGUAUUUUUUCUCUACCGCUAAAACCCUUUUUUCACUCAUUUUUAACCUUGUCGAAUGGAGUGCUUUGGUGGCUGAACUGACUGAGCGUAUGUCAAAUGUUUUAUAUGAAUAUGUUCUAAAAAUAAAUAUGAUGCCAAGCCUCUGAA